Molecule: messenger RNA, 1200 nt
Organism: Ostreobium quekettii
Lineage: Eukaryota; Viridiplantae; Chlorophyta; Ulvophyceae; Bryopsidales; Ostreobiaceae
Source: the annotation of a GenBank genome assembly
GUGGAUAUAAGGAACGCGACGGAGGACCAGGGAGUUUUGUUCGGCGAGACGCGGAACAGGGCGGACGCCUUUGCCGAGGCCGUCUUCAACGGCACGUUUCUUAAGGCCAAGCCCGGGGACUACGUCCUCGAGUACGGGUACGAGGGGGCGGUGGAGCCAGCGCUGGUGGCGGUCAGUGUGCGGGAGUGCAGGGUGGGUGAGGUGGAGCGGGAGGAGGGGCAGAUCUGCGACCCGUGCCUGGAGGGGGAGUACGCGUUCGACCCCAAGGGCCUGUGCCGGCGCUGCCCCCCCCACGCCUACUGCGACGGCGCAACCAUCACGCCCAUGGACGGCCACUGGCACUCCACAUCAAUGUCGCCCCAGGUGCACAGCUGCUUGCAGGACGACGCCUGCAAGUUUGAUGGACGGAUGGAAGGCCUGAUGAAGAACGCGAGUUUGGCGCACGCGGAGAACGGGAGCUUGUCUCGGGAGGACUACAUGCAGUGCAGUGCGGGGUACAGGGGUGUUCUUUGCGGGGAGUGCGCUGACGGCUACGGCAAAAAGUCGUCAGGAACCUGCGGCAGGUGUCUCAGCCGCGGCGUCGCCAAAGUGGCUGUGGCUCUUUCGUUCCUGUGGUCAGUUGCCUUGAUGGGAUACUUCAUCGUGAAAGACCUGUCCAGCCUCGAGCGCCUGACGAGGCGGAGGGACGGCAGCCGAGCGCUGGAAAUGACGUCGAUGGGCAGCCUCAACCUUGAGCCGGCCGUGCGCCAUGCCGGAGGGUGCAGCCAAACUUCUGGCAGCGGCGAGCCUCUCAUGCAGCGACGAGAUGGCGUUGAGGUCGUGGCGCAGAAGCCGACAGGCAGCCUGUUUCUGGCAUCUGGGAGACGCCCCACGGAAGAGAUCCACCUCAAAGCUGCCAAUAUGGAGCGCUUGAUGCCGCGGCGGGAGGGCAGUCACGCACUGAGCAGGAGCGCCACGGGCAGCGGAGACAUGGACGCUGGAAGCCGAGCCGCCGAUGACAGCGGCCACACUGCUGGGGCGUCUGGCUCUUGGAACUUUGGGGAGGCAUUGCGAGGAAUGGCGUCGGGAUCAAGUGAGCUGAGGGUGGCCCUGGGGGGGGCGACGAAAUCGAGGGAAGGCGGAAAGACCGGCAAAUCCAAGUCGCUGGAGAAGCUGCACGAACACUACGCCAGAGAGAACAGAUUUUCCGAGAUUCUUAAG